AUGCUGAGCCGCCAGCUCGUGCGAGCCUCGCCAUGGCACACGUCCCCCGUAUGCCUCUUUGGCGCUGCCCGCGGCCGGCCCUUGAGCGCCACGGCCGUGGUCCUGAAGCAAAGCGCUGCCAAAAAGGCGGCGGCCAAGACAGACGGCAAAAAGAGCACAAAGGCCAAGGACAAGUCCAAGGCUGCCCCCAAAAAAGACGCCAAAAAGGCAAAGCCCGCCAAGGACGACGCCGACGACAGCCCCAAGUCUCUCAAAGACGCAUUGCUGGGCGACAAGGCCAGUAGGCAGAAACGCAAGGCCGCAGCGCGCGAGAAGCUGGACAUUGUCUCCAUUCAGGCUGAAGAGCUCCAAUUCGAGCCUGUGCAUGUGGAAAGGCCGCCCGUCCCCAUGCUGUCCUACGGGCUUGACCGCGUGCUGUUCAACCCGGGCGUCUACCGCCUGCAGGACCCCCGCUCGAGGGUCUACAACUUCGAUCCCUAUCUCGAGAAGAUCAUGCCAGCCCACGAGUUCGACUUUGAGGCCCUGAGCGAGUACAAGACGUCGUCCAAGGACGAGGAGCUGCUCGCCCUGACCAAGCGAGUUGGCUCCAAGUUCACUGGCUCCACGUCCAGCAUGUCGGGCAUCCUGCAGCACUUUCACUUUGUCCUCUCAAACUUCCGCCCGCUCAACCACGACAUGCUUUCUCGUCAGUUUCCAGACCCGUCGUCCAACUUCUCGAGGAUUACGCUCGGCCCCAGUGCCGUUUUCCUGCGACACAAGGACGGCGUCUAUGCAAUUGAUGCCGACAAAUCCUACGACAGGCCCAACAUCAUGAGCUGGCUCGGCCAUUCGUUGGAGAAACUGCUCACCACCGAGCGCAGCGAAUUCGAACGAUAUCGCAGGUCGAACCCUGAGCAGGCGCCCACCGAGGACAAUGCCAGCCGUUGCUACCACUAUUCCAAACAAGGCAACAUCAUGAUGCGCUCCCAGCUCGACGCAGUGGACCCGCGACUCCCCGGCACUGGCAUCUUCGACUUGAAGACACGAGCUGUCAUUUCAAUCCGCAUGAACCACCGGGAAUACGAAGAAGGCUCGGGCUACCAGCUCCGACACGCCCUGGGCGAAUGGGAGUCUUUCGAGCGCGAGUUCUACGACAUGACGCGCGCCACCCUGCUCAAGUAUUCACUGCAAGUUCGCAUGGGCCGAAUGGACGGCAUCUUCAUUGCCUUUCACAAUAUUGAGCGCAUCUUCGGUUUCCAAUAUCUCAGCCUACCCGACAUGGAUGCUGUUCUGCAUGGACAGCACGACACAUCGCUGGGAGACCGCGAGUUCAAGAUCUCCAUCAACUUGGUUGACGAACUGCUGACCAGGGCUACGGCUCAGUUCCCCGACACUUCUAUACGGCUGCACUUUGAGGCACGUGAUUCCAAAACCCCGUUCAUGUAUGUGUUCGCCGAGCCCGUCACCGAGGAGCAGGCAGACGAAAUUCAGACGGCGGGAGAGGAUGCCCAGCAGGAAUUUGCGCGGACUGUUGUUGGCAUAUCUGAGAAUGACCGCAAGACUCAAGCCGCCUGGCAGGAUAUUCAAGACAAUAUUGACGAGCAGGUGGGUGAGGACCAAAAUAGCAUCUCGGAAGCCGAAAGCGGUGAAGAGAGCGUAGCCCAAGAAGAGCCUCUGGAUAACACCGAGGACGGCUCUGAAGAAACUGCCGAGGAGACUGCCGAGGAGACUGCCGAGGAGACGACCGAGGAGACGACUGAGGAGACGACUGAGGAGACGACCGAGGAGAUGACCGAGGAGAUGACCGAGGAAAAUGCAGCAAACGCAGAACCGAUUCCCGAUCCUGAUUUGGGAAAGCCAUUAAUGGGAUGGAUAUUGAGCGUCCGCAAUCUGGUCAAUGGAGACUAUGUGGAAAGGCCCGUAGACUUUACAGACGCGGAUGAAUGGAAGGUUGAGUAUAACAUCAAGGAAAUCCAGGAAAAGUCACGUUGGAGGCUGUACAAAGCGCUGCAAGAACGGCGGCGUCAACUUAUUGGUCUGGACGAAGAAGAAACAGACAAGAAACUCAAGAACUACCGCGAACUCAUUGCAAGCUUCAGCCACCGCGGACGUCAAUGGAGGCUGGAGCAAGAUCAACUCGACAAAGACAAGGGCGUGGAAGUGUUCAGGCCGCUGGGGCCAGGUUCAGAAGCUGCUCGUUUGCUUGAGGAAGCUGGGGCACCUAAGAUGGAGGAGGAGAAAGUGGCCGACGAAACAAAAGAGGCCGAAGCAGCUACUGAGGAGAAGGAAGAAGUACUGGAAGAUGUGCCGGCAUCCCCAUCGUAGUAGCAAGGCGCUGUGCAAUACUGGGGGGUUCAUGAAUCGAUGCGAAGAUACGACUGUAUGUAUUGGAUGGCCAUGUAAAACAAAUGUACAAAGAUGUAUCAAUAGAAAAGUAGAAAGUGACCUAGUCACGUGGCAUAGC
This is a messenger RNA of Exserohilum turcica Et28A, 2443 nucleotides long. RefSeq lists its product as uncharacterized. Gene Ontology annotation, biological process: mitochondrial RNA 5'-end processing. The transcript has 2 exons. NCBI's taxonomy places the organism in Eukaryota, Fungi, Ascomycota, Dothideomycetes, Pleosporales, Pleosporaceae. Bases 1 to 2304 code for a protein of 767 amino acids. Gene Ontology annotation, cellular component: mitochondrion; mitochondrial envelope. The record is from RefSeq and is a predicted model, not a curated record.